CUUCACUGCCCAGACACCAGCCUGUGUUCAGAACACACACACACACACACACACACACACACACACACACACACACACACAGAGUCAUAUCUCAAGCUGCAGUCAGACUGAGGAAACCAACUGUGACGGAAGGAAGCGUAGAAGCCAGUGAGAAAGCAGAAUUCGCCUCAAGUGGGCACAAUUCUGAGAGAGGGAAGUCUUGAUGUUUGUGAGACGUUGAACAUACUAGAUGAUUCCCUCCAGCGAGGAGAAGGAACUUCAGUAAGCACCUCUUGGACUUUUUACAGAAGAAGGAGAUUUUUGACAUCUUCUUCAUCCUCAGGAAUUCUGAGGUUGCUGCAGCAUCAAAACUGCAGGAGGACGCACAUCUUUGCUUCCCCGAUUCUCCACCAGAAACAUGAGUCUGUCACGCAAUGGAACAUUGGAGAAGACGUCGGAGCAGCCCCCCUCUGAGCCCACCUCCCCCUCCAGAGGGGGAGGCGGAGUGGUGCCCCCUCCGUACUCCAUGGGUGGCAGUGAGGUCGCUGACUCCCCCCUGGAGCUGAGGGGCUCCCUGGACUGCUGGGCCUGCUCCGUCUUGGUCACGGCUCAGAAUCUGAUCAUCGCAGUCAUCAACGGCAUGUUGGCCGGCGCCGUGUUUGGCAUCAUCCUUACGCCUGCGCUCAUCAUGAUCAUAUUUGGCUUCCUGUGUCACUCCACGGUGCAGCCUCAUGGAACUUCAGUGUACUGCUCAGACCUGCUGGAUGAUGCCGGCUGUGUGGCUCUGCUGGUUGUUGGCUUUCUGUUGCUCACACCCCUGCUGGUGCUGGCGCUCGCCGCCUUCUGUCGCCUGGCUCGUCACCUUCAGCUGGGCAUGUGCUUCAUCCCCUACAGCCGGGCCGUCUACAAGAACCUGCCGCCCACGCGACGCAGGGAGUCAGUCGUGGGCGGCUGUUGCGGCCAUCAGGGUGCUUUAGAGAGGGAGAGGAAAGGCAGCGUUUGGGUGUAAGCAGACAUGACCUUUAACCUUAGGAGAGAAGUGGAUUUGAAUAUAUUUUGGAAUGUUUUUCUAGCUGAAGCUAUUAUAAAAAUCCAUCCGACACUUCCAUAAUUUUUUUUUUUAUUCACUUCCUUUGUAUUUUGUAAGAUAACUUUUUACUAUAAAACUUUAUUUGGCAGUCUAGUCUUGUUUUUUAUGUACAAUAAAUUCAAAAGUGUCACGUUCUAAGACAGGGGUGUCAAACUAAUUUUAGAUCGGGGGCCACAUGGAGAAAAAUCUACUCCCAAGUGGGCCGGACUGGUAAAAUUACUGCACGAUGACUUAAAAAUAAAGACAACUUCAGAUUGUUUUUUUUUUUGUUUAAAAAUACAACAAAAUGUACAAAUCAUAAAGUUGUUGUUGUUUUUUUUACACUUCCAUGUUGUGGUUAAUAGUAUUCUAUCUUUAUUAGUCGUUAUUUAUAUUUUCAAGUAAAUGAUGUGAUAAUGUUCAUCAGUCAACUCAAUGGUGUAAAUUUUCAAUCUAUCAAGAUAAAAAAAAAUUACAUCAAAAUUAAAUUACAGUUUGUUACUUAUGUAGUUUGAUCAUUUUCCUCGACUGAUGUACUAACAUGUGGUUUAUUUUGUACAUAUGUAGCAUUGUCUAAAACGAUUCAAAGAAUUGCUUUUGCGAAAUCUAGUGGACACAUUUUGAACAUCUGUUUCUUUCAUUCAAAAAUUUCUGAUUAAUUUCUAGACUUGGCAAACUCAUCCCGCGGGCCGGAUAAAACAUGCACGUUUGACACCCCUGUUCUAAGACCUCCAGCAAAUAAUAAUAAUAAUAAUAACUUAGAUUUAUAUCGCGCUUUUCUAAACACUCAAAGCGCUGAAAUAUCAGAUGCACACACAUUUACGCCUGUUUUGAUAGUAGCCUGAAACAAACAUUUUAAAAAACAAAUGAACAAAUACAGAAACAAAUUAUGAUGAUACAAAAAAAAAGUUAAUAUACCAAACUGGAUUGACAGCCAUGGAGGCCAAAGUGAUGUUGAUGAUGUCUUUUAAAGUGGACAAUGGCUGAUAUUUUGUCCUUUUAAUAAAUGUUUGCUGUAUUUUGGCCAUA
This is a messenger RNA of Nerophis ophidion (straightnose pipefish), 2077 nucleotides long. RefSeq names its product transmembrane protein 88 a (gene tmem88a). Lineage: Eukaryota; Metazoa; Chordata; Actinopteri; Syngnathiformes; Syngnathidae. Gene Ontology annotation, cellular component: plasma membrane. The coding region runs from base 398 to 988 and encodes 196 amino acids. The record is from RefSeq and is a predicted model, not a curated record. Gene Ontology annotation, molecular function: PDZ domain binding. The transcript is spliced from 3 exons.